ACUCAAAUUUUUGAAAUGAAAAUUACACUAAAAUAAGUUUCAAAAAUACUGACAGAAGCAAAAUGUCGUCAGCAAAAAUAAGUGCAAAUUCCAAUUUAAAAUCCUUUGAAUCGUGCUUCGAAAACAUCAUACUUAGUCCAAUACAACGAAAACAUUUUCAAGAAAUUGGAAUCUGCCGAAUUGGUUCAGAUCUACUUAAGGCCGUAAAUUCCAUUCAACCAAUUGACUUUAAAAAAGCCCAAGAUGAAUUAGAAAUUUCAAAUGGUUUAUUUGGCUUAAGUUUAAAAAAUUUUUAUGAAAGACUAAGUGAAAAUGAAAAUAGUGCUUAUAUUGAUGUCUUGCUAAUGAAAUCCGAAGAUGAACUUAAACAUGCAAAAAUCUCUAUAAUUUUUGAAGAUCUUCAGAAUUUAUUAAAAGAUUUGUUUCUAGGAUAUACAAAAAUGAACAUGGAAACAGUUUUAAAUGAUAUUUCAAAUUCAGGAAAAUUAUUAUCUAUUGGUGGAACAAUUAUAAAUGAGUUUAAAAACAAUUCGAAACAUUUAAAAAAAAUACAAGAUAAACUAAAUGCUUUUAAUGUUCGAGAAACAAAUGCAAUUACUUACGCAAAUAAUCAAGUUUACGCAGUGCAAAAUGAUUGCGUUGAAACUGAACUUAUCUUGGAACCUAUUGAAUUCCGUUACAAAAUGGCUUACCAUCAGAGAACCACUGAACAAUCUUUACUUAAAGCCGAGCUUUAUGAAUCAGAUCUUCAAAAAACCCUUGACCAUAUUGAAAUGUCUUUUACUAAAGAUAAUACAGUAUCUGAAUCAAUUCAACUCAAACAAGGAAGGGACAUCGAAAUUUUAAAGUCAAGACUUGAAGAAAUGACAGAGAAAUAUAAUCGGGAAUAUGAAAUACUCGAUGGACAAAUAUCAUAUAAAAGAAAUGGAAUUGAUUUCAUGCGAGAUCAAUAUAAUGACUGCCUUGAAAAAUUAGAGUUUUAUAAAUCAGAUAUUGGUAGACUUAGGGAAUGGCAUGAUAUGUGGAUACGAAAGGAAAUAGAAGAAGCCCAUCAUAAAUUAAAAAAACCUACAACAAAGAUACAAAAAAAAUCUAAAAAGGGAAAGAAGAAAAAAUAAACUUAUUUUUUUUGUUUUAUAAAUUAAUAAACAUGCACAAUAAAACUCGCUUAAGAGAA
This is a messenger RNA of Eupeodes corollae, 1177 nucleotides long. RefSeq lists its product as uncharacterized. The record is from RefSeq and is a predicted model, not a curated record. Bases 63 to 1118 code for a protein of 351 amino acids. NCBI's taxonomy places the organism in Eukaryota, Metazoa, Arthropoda, Insecta, Diptera, Syrphidae. The transcript has 5 exons.